UUUUUAACAGGGCUUCUCCGACCAAUCAAUCAUUUGAGAGCGAAGAAGAAGAAGAAACUUGGGAGAUGGCGAUGCCGCUGGGCAUGGCGACGUAUCUGAUGAGAAUGGUUUGGUUUUCUCUGAGCGGUUGGGUGUUCACUUGUUUGUCUAUCGCCGACGAGAUCGCUGGUUCUCUUAGAAACGGAGAUAUUGGUCCUUUCCAUGUCGGAUGAAUCCAUAUCUUUAACUCUCCUUCUGUUAGAUGCGUAUAUGUUCUUACUUUCUCAAUUUUAAGUUUCCUUUUUUGUUUGAUCCGUUGUUGUUUUCGAUCAGAGUCUCUUUUGAGACUGAUAAUUUGAUAAUAGUUAAUGUUAAUAGAUGGUUAAGAUUUAGAUCAAGUUUGUGGAUGUGUUAUAUGUCUCAGCCGCUAUCUGUGUCUAGGUGUGACCAGUAGUUUGCUUCCUAUACGAGACUUGAUGAUGCUUUUUUGUGUUCUUGUGUUUAUAGAAGUAUGUUCAGGACCGUGAUCAUUUUAUAUUCAGAUAAUUUCUAUGA
Messenger RNA from Raphanus sativus (radish), 534 nucleotides. RefSeq lists its product as uncharacterized. The transcript has a single exon. The coding region runs from base 66 to 212 and encodes 48 amino acids. Lineage: Eukaryota; Viridiplantae; Streptophyta; Magnoliopsida; Brassicales; Brassicaceae. The record is from RefSeq and is a predicted model, not a curated record.